AUGUCGACGAUACAGCAGCUUAAGAACUUUAUCCGACACGGAAAGCAAGCUCGAGCGAACAACGAUGAGCCGGCAGCUAAACAGUCACCGCCGCCCAAGGCGCACGUAGGCGUAUCAGAGCCUGCGUAUGCUGCCGCACCACCUGCUCAGGCGAUUCCCGAGGCGUACUCAGUCGCUGGCGAUGGUCAGAACCGCGCCGCCCAGGCAAACCACGCAGCCGCCCAUGCCGCCGAGCCGAACCAGUACAAGACGUCCAAGGCCGGCAAGAACAUCGACAACACACACUUGGCCAAGCUUGUAGCUGAGGAGAACGAGAGCAAGAGCAAAUUCCCGAGAUAUCCCGGCCUGGAGAGAUGGGAGUUGGUCGAAAAGAUGGGCGACGGUGCCUUCAGCAACGUCUACCGCGCGCGCGAUACUACCGGCGAGCACCCAGGCGAGUGUGCCAUCAAGGUCGUCCGCAAGUAUGAAAUGAACAGCAUGCAGAGAGCAAACAUCUUGAAAGAGGUUCAAAUUAUGCGACAACUUGAUCACCCGAAUAUUAUCAAGCUGAUCGACUUUUCCGAAUCCCGGCAAUAUUACUACAUCAUCUUGGAGUUGGCGCCCGGUGGCGAACUAUUCCACCAGAUUGUUCGUCUCACAUACUUCAGUGAGGAGCUUUCGAGGCACGUCAUUGUGCAGGUUGCGCAGGCUUUGGAGUACUUGCACGAGGAGAGGGGCGUUGUUCAUCGUGAUAUCAAGCCUGAAAACAUCCUCUUCAGCCCUAUCCCAGUCAUUCCGUCCAAAAACCCCAAGCCUAAGCAGCCUGGUGAUGAAGACAAGGUUGAUGAGGGCGAUUUCAUCCCUGGAGUUGGUGCGGGCGGCAUUGGCCAAAUCAAGAUUGCCGAUUUUGGCCUGUCUAAGAUCGUGUGGGAUAACCAAACCAUGACACCUUGCGGCACCGUCGGAUACACAGCUCCCGAAAUCGUCAAGGAUGAGCGCUAUUCGAAGUCGGUCGACAUGUGGGCCUUGGGCUGUGUCCUCUACACGCUCCUUUGCGGCUUCCCUCCUUUUUACGACGAGAGCAUCGAGGUUUUGACGGAGAAGGUCGCCAAGGGCCAGUAUACAUUCUUAUCCCCUUGGUGGGAUGAUAUUUCCAAGUCUGCCCAAGACCUCAUUUCCCACCUCCUCACCGUGGAUCCCGAGAAGAGAUACACAAUCACCGAAUUCCUCGCUCACCCCUGGAUCAAGGGCUCCGGCCCUACGCCUCGCGAGGAGAAGAAGACGCAGCCCGACAUGCUGCGUGCGUUCGAUGCCAGCAGAAUCAAUGAUGGUGAUCGUCGCUACGACUUCCGUUCCCCCGGUGCGGUCAACUUGCGUGAGGUGUUCGACGUCGGAUAUGCUGUUCACAGGCAAGAGGAAGAGGCCAAGCGCCGGAAGCAAAUCGGUACCAAGGGUGGUGUUCCCGCACGCUUCCUAAACAACCUUAAUGAGGAGUCCGAGGACGAAGAUGCGGAAAUGGCCGAGAACAAGGAAGCCGAAUAUGUCCACAAGCCAUCGCAGGCUACACAAGCACUCGAGCAGAGCAUGCGCAACGCCCAAAUCAAGGAUCAACAAGAGCAUCGCGGACGGGAGCGUGAGCGUCAAGCGCCUGCGGCGAACGAGAAGGGUUACGGCCAACACUCAGCGACCGUCACGGCUGCAGCUCGUCAACAGGUUAGAGACCGGAACAGACAGAAGGGUGCUUUUGAGCUCAGCCUUGACGGUGCCACAUUGUUGGGGAGACGAAACAAGCAGCCUCUCGCGGCCCGAGCUGGCGGCGCAUAG
Molecule: messenger RNA, 1803 nt
Organism: Colletotrichum fioriniae
Lineage: Eukaryota; Fungi; Ascomycota; Sordariomycetes; Glomerellales; Glomerellaceae
Source: RefSeq, a predicted model, not a curated record